Molecule: messenger RNA, 2812 nt
Organism: Phycodurus eques (leafy seadragon)
Lineage: Eukaryota; Metazoa; Chordata; Actinopteri; Syngnathiformes; Syngnathidae
Product: connector enhancer of kinase suppressor of ras 3-like
Exons: 13
Coding region: 206-1843 (545 amino acids)
Biological process (GO): regulation of signal transduction
Cellular component (GO): membrane; cytoplasm
Molecular function (GO): protein binding
Source: RefSeq, a predicted model, not a curated record
ACACACACACACAAGAACUGAUGAGGAGUUUUCAGCUUUGCUCCUCUUCGCGUCAUGCGAGUUUUUAGGUAAAUGAAGACACACAGCCCGAAAAAGAACUAAAACAAAGUUAUAAUGACAAUGUGACAGCCAAGCGGACACGUAACUCUUGUUCAAAUUGCGACGCCGAAACAUUUAGUCGCGAGUCCGCGCUAUUGAAGAAGCCAUGGAGCCGAUAACCAAGUGGACGCCAAAGCAAGUUGUAGACUGGAUGAAAGGUUUGGAUGACAGCUUACAACAGUACGUGGGCAACUUUGAGCGGGAGAAGAUCAGUGGAGAACAGUUACUGAAGAUCACACACCAAGACUUGGAAGAGCUUGGUGUGGCCAGGAUUGGACACCAGGAGCUGGUGCUGGAGGCUGUUGAUCUGCUAUGUGCUUUGAACUAUGGUGUGGAGACAGACAACUUGAAGAACCUGGUGGUGAGGAUGAGAGCAGCCACCAACAGUCUCCACAUGGCCACAUCUGAGCGCAGGAAGAGCCCGGUGUAUGAUGGCAGCGCCUCACGCAAGCCACCCAAUGACUUUCUCACAUGUGUGGUGGAGCUAAUUGGUGCUGCAAAGAGCCUCCUGGCUUGGCUUGACCGGACGCCUCUCACAGGGAUCAGUGACUUCACAGCCACCAAGAACAAGAUCAUUCAGCUGUGCCUGGAGCUCACCACCACAGUUCAACAGGACUGCUGUGUUUAUGAGAUGGAAGAAAAGAUCCUAGAAGUUUCUAAGAUUUUAAACAACAUCUGCGAUCAGACUGUGAGAACCACCUCUGACCCCUUGAUGAGCCAGUCUGCCUGCUUGGAGGAAGUCCAGCUGACCAAUAUCAAACCGGGUGAAGGACUGGGAAUGUAUAUUAAGUCGACAUACGAUGGGUUGCAUGUCAUUACUGGAACUACAGAACAUUCUCCUGCUGACCUGACCAGGAAGAUCCAUGCUGGUGAUGAAGUGAUUCAGGUCAAUCAACAGACAGUGGUGGGUUGGCAGCUGAAAAACCUAGUAAUCAAACUGAGGGAGGAUCCCAAAGGUGUGUUCCUCCUCUUAAAGAAGCGACCCACAGGAACAACAGGUUUUACCCCCGCCCCUCUGAAGAACAUGCGCUGGAAGCCUCCUGUACCUCAGAGCAAUUCCUCUUUGAUCCGAGCCCAGUCUCCCUGUAGCUCAGCUAAUAGAUCAACAAAAAAGGAGAAACCAGCCAUCCUUGAUUUUUACAUCCCACCUCCCCCUCAAAUGCCGUACACUCCAAGAGAGGGAAGAACAGAUACUGUCUCUAGCUUUAGUCCAAGGCCAAAAGGCUCUGAGUCACCCAACUCCUUCCUGGACCAGGAGAGUAGGAAACGCUGCACCAUCACAGACUAUGACAAACUAAGUGUCGGCUGUCCAAUUGAAGCUAAUGUGAUCCAACCCAGAAUGAGGGAGCACAAGCCUUCUCGUGGUAAGCCCCGGCCGCUCUCCAUGCCUGUGGAUACUUGUGUUGCAAUUGUAGAUCCCUUUGCUAAGCCGUGGACUCAGAACAGGAAAGGUGAGGACCUCCUGUACAGAUACCUGAGCAAUGAGAGGAUCCCCACCAUAGCCGAGGAAGUGGCGUCAGCGUCUCCGCCCACCUACAUGCCUAGCGGGGAGCGCCGACUUGUCAGAGUGGACCACAUACGAGGCAGCCGCUACUACUCAAACUCCGACCUCCACAACAGCGCCACCAUCCCCUACCAGGAGGAUGUCAAGAAAGCCCCAGUAGCUGCGGUCUCCAAGCACACAACGCCCGAACGUUCGCUACUGGUCAGUUGGAUCACAAGACUUAAACUGUUGACUCACUGAUGAUCCACUUCCUGUUUGGGGCUUCCUGUUCCCGUUUCCUUCCUUGGUGCCUUUGAUUGUUUUUUUUGUUGUUGUUUUUUUUGGGUUUUUUUUGUUUUUUUUAUAUAAAUAUAAAGUCCGGCUGUUUUUUGGCAGAAGCUUGUGGCUCUCUUGCACUCUCUUGCCAACUCUGUUUCCCUGUUGUUGCCUACUACUACCAACCACUACUCAUCCACCAACCCUGCUUUUGUAGUACUGUACUUACUACAUUACAUCAUCGCCCCUUUUAACAACAACUAAAUCUCAUCUCAACCGCAAGAGGAUCGGUUUGUUCAGGUUUGGACACUUUGCUGUCUAUGAACUCCACUGUACAUAUUAAGUUAUGUCUUUGCCCAGUAUUACUUUUGUCAUGUUCUUAUUUUUGUUCAAUUUACAUAUAUAUAAAUUAUAAAAUAAAGCAAGGAACUCAAACAGCGUUUCUUUGUUAAUGCAACUGUGCAUGUUUGUUUUUAGAUUACUUUUGUGAUUAGUUAGCUUCUAUAUAAUGUUUGUCUGCCGAUGGUUGCCUCUAGUAAGCUAUGCAUAUCCUUACAAUAAGAAUGUCACUUAAGUUGACGUCGCUGCCUCAGUUGGUGAAAGGAUGUUUUCAUUGCUGUCACUAACAAAUAUUUGUUUGGUUUUAAAGCUACGCGCACGACUGAGUGCAGUCUUUUAUAUCCUGCUUCAGUUUACACUGCAAUUAGGGGCCUAUCCAUGCAGCUGGAUAACCGUAAUAACAGGCCUUUUUAAAACCAGGGUGUUACUGUUGAACCAAUCUUUUUUUUUUUUAAUCCACACAGGUCAAAUGACCUGCUAUGGAAAGACUGCAGAUCACACCAGACAUUAUUGUUUAAAAGUUCUGAACUCCGAGGAAAUUUCCGUUAUUGCUUGAUGUGCCCUUUUGUAAAUUUUGCAUAGCGUUUUAUUAAAAAGUGCAGUUUGUUUCAGUCA